AUGGAGUCUGUUCAUCAUGUCUCAACCACUUCAAAGAUCCUCUUCAGCAAGGUGCGCAAGAUUGUGCCCCCAAUGCUAGAAAAAUUCCACAAAGGACAGCUUGGCCGUGUAGCCGUCAUUGGAGGCUGUGCUGACUAUACCGGCGCUCCAUACUUCUCCGCCAUGGCCUCCGCAAGACUUGGAUGUGACAUGAGCCAUGUCCUCUGCGAACGAUCCGCAGCACCGGUUAUCAAGGGCUACUCCCCAAAUUUGAUGGUACACCCACUACUCCCAAGCCGCGACACAAUCAAUGGCCAUGUCUCAUUCGACGCACCAACACUAGCAGCCCCAAUAGUUGACAUGCUAUCACGACUGCACGCACUAGUCAUCGGCCCAGGCCUUGGCCGAGACGAAGUCACGCUGAAGAUAGUUGCCGAAGUGAUCCGAGAAGCGCGUUCACGAUCAAUCCCGUUCGUGUUGGACGCAGACGGUUUGCUGAUUGUGACUGAAAACCCGAACCUGAUUAAAGGAUACAAGGACUGUAUUCUCACACCCAAUGUCGUUGAAUUUGGCCGUCUUGCCAAAGCGCUGGGUGUCAAGGUUUCCAGUCCGGCAGAGAUCGCGAAGAGCGGCGGGAACGACGUGACCAACAAGGAAUCCGAUGCCUGUGAGCAGUUAUCCCAAGCUCUUGGUGGUGUGACUAUUCUCCAGAAGGGACCUCAUGAUGUGAUUUCCAAUGGGGCUACUAGUAUCAUUUCUGAUACGAAGGGUGGCUUGAAGCGCAGUGGUGGUCAGGGAGAUACCCUGACAGGAUCAUUGGGAACAUUCCUUGCCUGGAGAUUGGCUUACCAUGAUAAGUUGUGGGAUUCUGGCGAGAAGGAUAAUGAGAAGGAGGCGCAGAGCAAAGAAGAUGUUCAGGCGGAACUUGAGUCUGAGGAUAUGCGCAUGUCGCCUGCGACGACGUUGCUCCUGGCCGCCUGGGCUGGAAGCAGUAUUACGCGGGAAUGCUCGCGCAGGGCAUUUAAGGCUAAGGGGCGAAGUAUGCAGGCUAGUGAUCUGACUGAUGAAGUGCAUCAUGCAUUUUUGGAAUUGAUUGGGGAGCCGGAAGGAUCGAAGACACAUCUUUAG
Molecule: messenger RNA, 1107 nt
Organism: Penicillium antarcticum
Lineage: Eukaryota; Fungi; Ascomycota; Eurotiomycetes; Eurotiales; Aspergillaceae
Product: ATP-dependent (S)-NAD(P)H-hydrate dehydratase
Exons: 6
Coding region: 1-1107 (368 amino acids)
Biological process (GO): metabolite repair
Molecular function (GO): ATP-dependent NAD(P)H-hydrate dehydratase activity
Source: RefSeq, a predicted model, not a curated record